This is a messenger RNA of Osmia lignaria (orchard mason bee), 4830 nucleotides long. RefSeq lists its product as uncharacterized. NCBI's taxonomy places the organism in Eukaryota, Metazoa, Arthropoda, Insecta, Hymenoptera, Megachilidae. The record is from RefSeq and is a predicted model, not a curated record.
GGCAUUUGUGGUACUAAGCGUGCAUGCCGCCUGCAUGUCCAAAAACCUUCUCACAUAAUAACAGUUUCAAUGUUAUUUAUUUUGUAAUAUCUGAUAGAUACAAGUCAAAUAUUAUAUUUUAAUGUUGUAGAUAUGUAUUCACGCAUAUAUAUAAUGUAGGUAUUUAUUUCAUUGCAAUACAAAAGAGUAGUACAAAAUUCUCAGUAAAAUUGAAAGACAUGUGUAGAAUUGAAUAUAUUGAUGUGAAGUUUAAAAAUAUUUAAAAUGGUUUUAUCAGUAGAGUUAUUGAAGCGACUAAACGCAAAUGAAGAACCUUUACCUAAACGUUUAAAAUUAGCAGAAAAUGUUUUUCAUGCUGUUGAAGUACCAAUAGCAUAUAAGGAAGAUCUUAUUUUACAAUGGCUUUGUAAAAUAUCUAAUGGAGAUCAAAAGGCUUGGAGCUUAUUAAGAAGCUGUUUAAAAAUUAAACAUCUGGAUAUUAAAAUUAAUGUAAAAAAGUUAUUGGUUAAUACCCUUAUUGAAACACUUCAAAAGGGUAUAAAAGAUACGUACAGUGAUGUUUUUAAAUGUUGUGAAUUAAUAAUUGCUAAUGAUGGAGUACAACAAUAUUUUAACAGCAAACCAGAGGAGUUAGGACUUUUGAUAAAGUGUUUAUUAGAAUGCAUACAUACUAUUCUUGAAUGCAAUUUUAACACUGAGAAACAAUCAAUAGAAGAAAUAAGCAUAAAAUUCGUUAACAAAAAUGAUGAACUCUCAUUAACAGCUUACAACACAAUAAUUACUGUCAUAGAAAGUAUGAUCCAAAUGUAUAAAACUACUUCUACUAUAAAAGAUAAUUUAAGAACUAUAUUUAUACGUGAUGUUUUAUAUCCUGUAUGUGAUAUAAUUGAUCAUAAACGCACUGAUAACACAAAUAGAUUGGGAGCUGUAACUUACAAGUGCAUUCAGCAAUUGAUUUUCAAGAAAAAACAUGUACAAAGUAAAGAAUUUAUAGAGGACAAAAAUAUAAUACAGUUUGAAAAUUUAUUAUCCAUUUUAGCCAAGGAAGCAAAGACAAAAGAUCUUCAAAGUAAUUUGGUGACAUUUAUCUUUUUUUUUCGUGCUGCAAUAAAUAUUUUCAAGACAGAUAAUAUCAUAUUAGAUCUAAUAUUCAGAGAAUUAGUAAAGUGUGCAGGAAUAUAUGAAAAAGAAAUCUUUAAUUCUUUUUUGAAAAAUUUAAAUGAUGUAACAUUUGAUUUUGACAAUAAAAUACACAACAUUACAUUGUUUGAUUACUGUCAAAAUAUAAUAGAUAAUAUCCUAUCAAGUAAAAAGAUGAGUAGAAUAGAUUAUGAUCUUCUGACACAAUUUUGUCAUUUUAAUCCUCUCUUAAUUGAGAAGAAUAUGCAAGAGAUAUUGAAAAAAAUAUUUAUGGGAAAAUCAGUGCCAGAAUGUACAAAACUAAUUACCUCUAUUAUGGAUGUUUGUAUACAUUUAAGGCAAGAAGAAAAAAUAAUUUCAACAAUGUUGAUCACUUUGAACAAUUCCUUAAAUAAUAAAAAUACAGAAAUUGAUAUAUCCUUUCUGAAUGAAUUCAAAGAAAAAUUUAUGAAAUCAGUAAAUAACAUUACGAGUACGCAAAAUAUAAAUAUAUUAAGAACAUUAAUAUAUCAUUUAAAAACUAAUUGUACGGAAGUGUUACAAUCUGAUGAUACCUGUACAGGUAAAAAUAUUGUAAUAUUACAAGCAACAGUUAAAUUGCUUACUACAUUUUUAGAUGGUACAUGUGUUUUUGAACAUACAGGAACAUUAGCUUUUUAUAAGAAGUUUGUGAAUGAUUUUAAUGAGUUAAGAAAUAUUUUAUCACUUUUGAUAGCUCAAAUGUUACACUUAAGUUAUAAUGAGAAAAUUACCGUAACGUUAUUAGCUGCAAUAUUCUCAUGGAACGAAAUGCAAAGAGCACUCAUAUAUUAUAUGCCAAAAAUUGUUCCACAAAACUUGAAAUUUCCUAUAUCAGAAGAUCAGUGGCAACAAUUGAUUCAACGAAUUACAAAUUUUGGAACAGACAAUAGUAAAAACAGUAUGAAUAAACUUAUUUUACAACAAGUUAGGAUAUCUCAAAAUUCUUUAAGUGAAUCUUCAGUGAUGCUUAAUAAUCUAAUAGGUGGUUUAGAAUAUUCUUGGCAAUAUAUAUUAAAAUUUGAUACGCAAAUAAUACCAUUUUUGAAUAAUGAACAGAUAUCAAAAAUAGCAAAUUUAUUGUUAAUACAAAUGACAUGCAAUGCAGAUAAUUUUAGUGAAUGGAUAGAAGUGUUAUACAAAGAUAGCCUGCAAGAAAACAGAAGACUAGUACUAUCUCUAUCAAAUUGUGUUUUCAUUCAAAUUGGACAAUUAGUAACAGGAGUAACAAAAUCUAUAAGUGAAUAUUUUCAUACUGAAUUCCUACUUGAAGCAGAAAUGAAUGAAAAUAAAAAGUUAAAUAAUAUAUUAAUACAUAUAAAAGAAGAAUUAUUAAAAGAAAAAUGGAUUUAUGCAGAUGAUACAUCUUUAACUAAAAUUAAAAUGCAUUUAGAAGUAUUGUUUCAUCUACCUGUAAUGUUUUUGAAAUCUGAAAUCAGAAUAGCAAUGUUUAUGUUCAUAUUUGCUCUUAGAAUGGAAUGCAACCGUAACGAUGAGAUAAUUUCAUUAUGUAACACGAUAUUUUCAGAUUUACUAGAAAAGUCUGAUGUUAACAUAUUUGAGUAUAUAAAUCCCUCCUUAUUAUUAAGUCAGUUACCACAUAACAAAAUUACUCAGAGAAGUAUAGAACUAUUUCUUAGAAGUUGUUUAUCAUAUGCAGUUUUAAAGAAGCUUGUAAAAUCUUCUAUGAAUUCUAAAAAGAAUAUUCUUCUUUUAUUAAAAUCUAUGGAACAUGUUAAAGCAAAAUUAAACACUGAUCAAAAGGUAAUUAUUAAAAAGGCAGAGAAGAAAAUAAGUAAAACUAUAAUGAAAACAGUAUCGUCAAAAAUAACAGAAAUUGACGACUUGAAAAUAUUGAAUUUAAUAUUGAAAAUCAAUCUUACAAACGAAAGCGUUGAAGAAAAAUUAAAAAUAUUAGCACAAUCUAUACUUGAUGAUAUAUUUAUGAAUGAUAAUAACAAUAAAAUAAGAAAUGAAAUGUUGCAAGAUGGACUACAAUUAGCAACUAUUAUCCUCCAUAAUCAGAAAAUAUUUCAAAUUACGAAUGAGACAUUAAGAGGGAUAUGGUUUGUCUCCUUCAACUAUCCGUGUGUUGAUGUAAUUUUACCUUUAUUAGAAUCAAGUGAAGCAAAAGAAGUACACGAAUUAUUUGAACAUUUACAUAAUCAAGUGAUAAAAGCUCUUUCCAAUGCACAAGAAAAUGAUGUAGAAAACAUUUAUAUAAUAUGGAAUUCUAUAUUGAAAAUAAAUAUGUCUAACAAUCGAAGUAAACUACGCUUAUUAGCUAUCAGUAAAUUAAUUCAAACAAUACAAAAUAUAAUUAUACCAAGAAACCUUUGGCCGAGUUUGUUGAAAUUAAUUCGAAACGUUCUCUCCACUAAGCAUUUAUAUCUGCCGGGUUAUGUUAUAGACAUGUGUAUAUUUGUUGGAUUGAAAGCAUUACAAGAGACUACAAUAUCAAUUUGUAGUGACACAUUAGAAUUAUGUAAUGUAUUACUAAAAACGAGAACAAGUUUAAUUACAGAUAGAUUACCUGCAUUAUUAUUAUUAUAUAGACAAAUAUUGAGUAUUGUUGUCCAUAAAUCCAAAAUUAUUAUUAAUAAAUCUGAAGAAUACAUAUUCAAAUGUCUGGCACUGGAUAUUGAAAAGUUUAUAAACUUUUUAACAAAACUAAGAAAAGAAUUGAUUCAUAUAAGUCCUUAUCUGAUAGCAGAUUUGUUGGAACUGUUUUCAGAAGAUUCAAUAGCAAGUUUUGUGAAGAUUUCUUUACAAAACUGUAUAAAUCAUUUAAUUAGUAUAUGUGAUCAUCAUGGAAUUGCAUUAUUAUCUCGAACACUACCUAUUUCGAUGCAAGAGAUGUUUAAAGUUCAAUUAAAUGUAUAUAAUCAAUUUUACAAAUUCUCUGGAAAAAUUUAAGUAACACUUUAUAUAUGACAAUGUAUGUACGGUUUUUAUUAUUCAAAAUAUCAUGAAUUGUAUACAUUCUGUUUAUAUGAACAAGAAUUUAUAUUACAUGAAAGAUCUACAAAGUUAAUAUAAAUAAAUAAAACUUGUUUGUAUUAUUACACUUAUCCGCUUUUCAUAUUCUUUGAAGGAGCAAAGAAAGCCACAUGCAUAAAUAUGUAAUUAAAAAGUAAGCGGGAAAUUGAAAUGCUGGUAGAGGGAAGCUGCGUAGUCGAGAGGCUGAUACGGUACUUUGGGUUAGGUAUAUUAUUUUUACCUUCAGCACGACUAAUAUAGAUUCGGCAGUUGUUACAACUAUCAUUAUUUAGUUGUAUUUAGACAGUUUGCGGCUGUUCUUGUGCUAGGUUUUGCUACUGCUUAUUAUUCUUGGAAUGAACCAUUAAAACAAUACGCGAAAGAAAACUUUGGAGGUAAUAACGUAAAUAAAUUUAUCAUCUUACAGGAGAUACGCGAUGACAAGGACAAAACAAUUCUUUAACACACCAACAAAGAUAUCGUUAUGUGUAGGUGGAUUUAUGGGAUGCAUUUUAUGUUUCAAAAUUUAUGUACAAGAUUAUGUUACCCAUUACAAAAAAAAAGAUAAUGAAAUAUAUGCAAAUAUCAUUUAUGAAAAACGCAAGGAAAGAGAACAACAACUUAAAUCAACAUAAAACUCACAUAGUUAUUAUUAUAUAAUUAUAUUUAAUAAAUUACAUAUUUAAUAAUUUA